This is a messenger RNA of Spinacia oleracea (spinach), 1922 nucleotides long. Its product is annotated as zinc finger BED domain-containing protein RICESLEEPER 2. The coding region runs from base 853 to 1725 and encodes 290 amino acids. Gene Ontology annotation, molecular function: DNA binding. The record is from RefSeq and is a predicted model, not a curated record. The transcript has 2 exons. NCBI's taxonomy places the organism in Eukaryota, Viridiplantae, Streptophyta, Magnoliopsida, Caryophyllales, Amaranthaceae.
UCUUAGUUCUUUGCUUUCUAUUUUUUUAUGUGAAUUUGCAAGGUUGUUGGGGUAAUAUAAUACUGAAUGCCUGAUUUUUCGAUUUUUGGUAAUCUGCAAGCUCAGGUUUUGGGUUUUCUCCUUCUAAUUAUUUUUGCCUUGUUGCUUAGUUGUUCGACAUUAUAGUCAGAUUAGUCACCGGAGUACUUAACAGUGUGCAGUGGAAAAAUUAUAUUUUACAAUUUUAUGGACUAUUAGAUAGCUAUAUAUUGAGUUCGUAAUAUAAUAUUGAAUGCCUGAGUUUUAUGUAAGAUGUGUGCUUUGUGUCACCAAUUUUGGAGUAGAAUAUUUACAGUAUUUACAGUAUGAAAGAUGUGUGCUUUGUGUUACCAAUUAUGGAGUAGAAUAUAGCUAGAACCAUACCAGAUUACCAGCACCGCAUCACGUUUAAAAGUUAACUACCUAAGCAGUGUUUAAAUGAAACUAUAUAGUAUACACGGAGUAUGCCUAAUUGCAACAAUUAAUAAAAACAAAACAAUAUUUAUUAGUUGGAUAAUUAUGAUAGAUCUUCCCAUGUGACAAAAUCUUCAAAAUAUUAAAUUAAUCUAUACUUAUAUUAUGAAUUUUAUGAUUUGUAAUUCUUUACCGACAUUAAUAUACUUCAAGUACUCCAUUUGAUAAUACCCAAGUUUCUUCAUCAAUAAUAAUUAAUUUAACUCCAAAGCUUAAAUUCGGAUGGAUACAAAGUUUGUGACUUUGCAAUGUCAUUGUUGUUUUAGUUUUUAUGUGAAAUAAAGAGUCUGGUAAGUGGUAACAGGGAUAGAAAUUUGACAAAAAAAGUAUGGGACUGUUUUGGAUGGUAAAUAUGUUCAUAUGCGUUGUGCAGCCCAUCUUCUUAAUCUUACUGUGAAAGAUGGUUUAAAAGAUUGUGAGGAUUCAAUCAAAAAAAUUCGUGGUGCUGUGAAGUUUGUUAGAUCUUCUCCUGCAAGAUUACAAAAGUUUAAAAAUUGUGUAAACCAAGAGCAAAUUGAGUCAAAACGUCAACUUUGUUUAGAUGUCGAAACUAGGUGGAACUCCACUUAUUUGAUGUUGGUUUAUGCUAUGGUUUUCCGAAAAGCUUUUGAUUUGCUUGAAAAUUCUGAUGGUGGUAAAUACGUUGCUGAGUUAACAAAACAAGCUGGUGUACCCGUUGAUUAUGAUUGGGAUCAUGCUUCUUCUUUUCUCCCUUUUCUUAAGAUUUUUUAUGAUGCUACUUUGAGGCUCUCUGGAUCUUUGUAUUCUACUUCUAACGAAUAUUUGCUAGAGCUUGUGGCAAUAAGCAAAAUGAUAAAAAGAAAGUGUGAGAGUAGUAAUAGUGGUGAGAGGUUAAUGGCUUACAAAAUGAAGAAAAAGCAUGAUAAGUAUUGGGAUAAUGUGGAUAACAUUAAUUUGAUGUUAUAUAUUGCUGUUGUGCUUGACCCUCGUCGUAAAAUGUUCUAUGUCAAGUGGGCUAUAGAUGAUCAAUAUGAUUUAGACAAGGCUUCGAAGUUGUAUGGCAUGGUCUCCGAUGCUUUGACUUCUUUGUAUGAACAUUAUGCUUCUUCUCAAACUCAAAAUGUAUCUGUUCCUUCGGAAGUAGUAGAUUUGGCUUCUAUGGAUACGGAUGUAUACAAUGAGCGUGAUGUGGCAGACUAUGAAUUUAAUAUGCGGACAAGAUUGGUUGCGUGUUGCAAAUCGCCCACUUAUUAUCGAAGAAAGUAUUGCUGAAAUGGAAAAGAUUGAGGAGGAAUUGUCCUCAUUGGUGGAGCAACCAUCGGUUUCCGUCGUUGAUGAUUAUUUCUAAUUAUUAAAUUUCACUUGUUUUUUAUAUUUAAUGUAGUUGAAGACUUUUGUAAACGAUUAAGCGUUGUUGUUGAAGACUUGUAAUUUUGUUUUAAGACUAUUAAGUAUUAUGUGUUGCUUUC